Messenger RNA from Rangifer tarandus platyrhynchus (Svalbard reindeer), 849 nucleotides. The record is from the annotation of a GenBank genome assembly. Lineage: Eukaryota; Metazoa; Chordata; Mammalia; Artiodactyla; Cervidae.
AUGGCCCGGUCCGACUGCCAGGGCAGGGGGGGGCGGGAGAGGGAAGCUGGGAGUUGUCCUUCCUUCCUUUCUUUCUUUGAAAUCAAAAUCCUUUCCUCGGGGAGGAGCGCGGGCGGCGGCUCCGGCAGGCUCUGCUGUCAGCCACCUCGGGCUCGGCGGCGCACGUGGGCUUCAGGCUUCCAGACCCCGCCGGGCGGCACUUCCUCGCGACGGCGGCCGAGGCUGGCCCUCGGGGACGCACAGCCGCCCCGUGGGCAUCUCCUGCCUCCCGCUCUCGGGAAGCGGCGGCAGCAGGGCCGAGGGUGUGGCCGGUGCUGGCGCGGCCGAGUCAGAGUCGGGCGGGAGCCUGCACUGAUUGCGCACAGCGGCCGCCCCGCUCGCGCUCUCGCCCGCCCGCCACGCCCGGGCGUGCCGGGCGCCGCGGCGGCCCCUUCCCGCCUCGCCGGUUCACAGAGCGCGGCCCGGAGCCGAGGCGGCACGCCCUCCCGGACCGCGCGCCCCACGGCCCGCCGCCGGCUGUCGGCGCGAGUCCAUCCCCGUCGCCUCCUCUUCGCCUUGGGCCCGCAGCUGCUGAGCUCUCCCGGGACCGCGGGCCCUGAGCAUCGGACGGCGCCGCGCGCGUCUCCCGGGCGGCCCGGUCAACUCAGAAGCGAGCCGGGAGAAACUGAAAGGAAGGGCGGGGGCCGAAAGGCAGAGGGGAAAACACCCGCUUCCUCUCUCCGCGCGGCUUCACCUCGGAGCACGGCCGUGGCUGCGCCGCCGCCCGCUCGCCCGCCGGGGCCGCUGGAGGCUUUUCCUCUUCCCGUCCGCGCCUCGCCCCCGGGCUCACCGCCGCCGCCUCAGCCGUAA